AUGAGUAAACAAAGAGCACAACUUGAGCAAUACAGGAGUAGAGAAACCUUAGCAGGAAUUCCAUCUCACAGUGAUAUUAUUUCAGAAUGUAAUAAUGAAUUAACAGCUAUACUUCAACAAAGUUUAUCUGAUAAACAGCCUAUAUACUUCAUGCCUAAUGAUGUGAGUGAUGCCACUGAUUACAUUGUAGUAGUGCCUGAAGAGAUUUAUGAUAACUGCAGGAAAAAAAUACUACAACAAAAAGGAGACUGUAUAGAAUACCCAAAUGUAGUAAAAAAGUUCAACAAGAAAAUAAAUAUUGAUUAUUAUAUCGAAAGUCUAUUUGGUCUCUGUACUCGUUUUAUAAAUUAUGAUAAUAAAUAUCAACUAUCAUCUGAAUCUCUCUUAAAAGUCAUGGAUCACAAAAAAAAAUCCAAGAAGAAGAAAUUAAAAAUUGCUAAGGAUUUAUUGCAGAGCAAUGACUCUCCGAGUUUAGAUGAAGAUGAAAUAGCAAAAAUUAAAGAUGAAGAGUUACAGAAGUUGGCUAAAAAAUGGCUCAAAAAUUAUAUUAAGAACUUAUGUGAUGCACUAAAAAAAGAUGAAGCCAUUAUCUCCUAUUUAUGGAAAAAUGCUACUACUCAAGCUGAAAAAAUAUGUUCUGGCAUUAGUAAAGCUGGCAUAACUAGAUCUUCAAGCAUCUCUGCAGAGCAUAAUAAUUACCUUAAUAUAUUAGACAAAAUUACAAACUCUACUUAUUCAAAAUUAUUGAAUCUACUUUCAAAAUUGUCUAAGCUUAAUGUAGAAUAUAGAAAUGCGAUAUAUGAUUUAAUUACACAGGUGCAAAAACGCAAACCCAAAAUUACAAUUCUGGAACAAUAUAUAUUUUUAUAUGAUUUGGAAUUAGAGUAUCGAGAAUUAAUAGAUUUCCAGAAUAUAUGA
Cetraspora pellucida is the source of this 918-nucleotide messenger RNA. The record is from the annotation of a GenBank genome assembly. NCBI's taxonomy places the organism in Eukaryota, Fungi, Glomeromycota, Glomeromycetes, Diversisporales, Gigasporaceae.